GGGGAGGUGGGCAAGGCACAGCAGGCAGCAGCGGCUGGCGAGGAGGCAGGAGGGCAGCCCACCAUCUUCAGCAAGAUCAUCGACCGCUCCAUCCCUGCCACCAUUCUCUAUGAAGAUGACAAGUGCCUUGUCUUCCGUGAUGUGGCCCCCCAAGCUCCCGUGCACUUCCUGGUGAUCCCCAAGCGUCCCAUCCCCCGGAUCAGUCGCGUGGGUCCCCAAGACACUGAGCUGCUAGGGCACUUGAUGGUGGUGGCAGCACGCACAGCGCAGACAGAGGGGCUGGCUGAUGGCUACCGCCUUGUGAUCAAUGAUGGGAAGCACGGCGCACAGUCUGUCUACCACCUGCACCUCCAUGUGCUGGGGGGGCGGCAGAUGGGCUGGCCCCCUGGCUAACGCCCACUACCCACUUGCUCCCCAAUAAAGCAUUUCCGUGGUGGUGACUUCA
This is a messenger RNA of Cyanistes caeruleus (blue tit), 445 nucleotides long. The record is from RefSeq and is a predicted model, not a curated record. Lineage: Eukaryota; Metazoa; Chordata; Aves; Passeriformes; Paridae.